This is a messenger RNA of Homarus americanus (American lobster), 1863 nucleotides long. RefSeq names its product basic salivary proline-rich protein 2-like. The transcript has a single exon. The record is from RefSeq and is a predicted model, not a curated record. The annotation marks the transcript as partial. Lineage: Eukaryota; Metazoa; Arthropoda; Malacostraca; Decapoda; Nephropidae.
UGGCAGCCACACCCCCCCUCAGUGGCAGCCACCCCCUCAGUGGCAACAGUGGGCAGUGGCCACCAACCCCCUCAGUCCAGUGGCAGCCACUUCAGUGGCAGCCACCCCUCAGUGGCAACCCCCUCAGUGGCAACCACCCUCUCAGUGGCAACCACCCCCUCCAGUGGCCAGCCACCCUCAGUGGCAGCCACCCCCUCAGUGGCAACCACCCCCCUCAGUGGCAACCACCCUCAGUGGCAGCCACCACCCUCAGUGGCAACCACCCUUCAGUGGCAACCACCCUCAGUCUCAGUGGCAACCACCCUCCAGCAACCCCCCCUCAGUCCAGUGGCAACCACUCCCCCAGUGGCAACCACUCCCUCAGUGGCAACCCACCCCCUCCAGUGGCAGCCAUCCCCUCAGUGGCAACCACCCCCCUCAGUGGCAGCCACUCAGUGGCAACCACCUCCCAGUGGCAACCACCUCUCAGUGGCAACCACCCCCCAGUGGCAGCCACCCCCUCCCCCUCAGUGGCAACCACCCCCUCAGUGGCAGCCACCCCCUCAGUGGCAACCACCCCUCAGUGGCAGUAACCACUCAGUGGCACACCCCCCCUCAGUGGCAAUCACCCCCUCAGUGGCCACCCCCCUCAGUGGCAACCACCACCCAGUGGCACCUCAGUGGCAACCACCCUCAACCACCCCUCAGUGGCAACCACCCCCAGUGGCAACCACCCCUCAGUGGCAGCCACCCCCUCAGUGGCAGCCACCCCCCUCAGUGGCACCCCCCCAGUGGCACACCACCUCAGUGGCAACCACUCAGUGGCAACCACCUCUCAGUGGCCCCCCCAGUGGCAACCACCACCCAGUGGCAGCUCAGUGGCAGCCACCCCGCAGUGGCAGCCACUUCAGUGGCAGCCACCCCCUCAGUGGCACCACCCUCUCAGUGGCAACCACCCUUCUCAGUGGCAGCCACCCCCCUCAGUGGCACACCCCCUCAGUGGCAACCACCCCUCAGUGGCAACCACCCCCUCAGUGGCACCACCCUCUCAGUGGCAACCACCCCAGUGGCAACCACCUCUCAGUGGCAACCACUCCCCUCAGUGGCACUCCCCUCAGUGGCAACCACUCCCUCAGUGGCAACCACCCCCCUCAGUGGCAGCCAUCCCCAGUGGCAAUCAGUGGCCACCCCCUCAGUGGCAACCACAGUGGCAACCACCCCAGUGGCAGCACCCCCCUCAGUGGCAGCCACCCCCCUCAGUGGCACCACCCCCCUCAGUGGGCAGCCACACCCCCCCCUCAGUGGCACCACUCAGUGGCAGCCACCCCCCUCAGUGGCAACCACCACCCUCAGUGGCAGUUGUGGCAGCCACCCUCAGUGGCAACCACCCCCCUCAGUGGCAGCCACCCCCCUCAGUGGCAACAGUGGCAACCCCUCAGUGGCCAUCAGUGGCAACCACCCCCUCAGUGGCACCCCCCCCCUGGCAACCACCCCCCUCAGUGGCAACCACCCCCUCAGUGGCAACCUCCCCCUCAGUGGCAACCACCCUCAGUGGCAGCCACCCAGUGGCAGCCCUUGUGGCAGCCACCCCUCAGUGGCAACCUCAGUGGCAACAGUGGCAGCCACCCCUCAGUGGCUCACCCCCUCAGUGGCAACCACCCCUCAGUGGCAACCACCCUCCCCAGUGGCAACCACCUCCCCAGUGGCAACCACCCUCCUCAGUGGCAGCCACCCCCUCAGUGGCAGCCACCCCCCUCAGUGGCCACCUCCCUCAGUGGCAGCCACCCUCUCCAGUGGCAACCACCUCAGUGGCAACCACCCUCAGUGGCAGCCACCUCAGUGGCAACCAAGCCCCUCAGUGACAACCUCCCCCCUCAGUGGUAA